AGUUGUUAGGGUCUCGGCGAACGAGCUAACAUUAGCUUUAUGGCAUAAUGUCGUUUGUCACGCAAGCACUAUUUAGCCUAUUAGUAGCUAGUAUUUUCAGUGACAUGAUUUGUGUCUAAUGUUAGCUAGAGAUCAUUGGCUGCAUUUCCAAUGUGUCCACCACAGCGUAGAUGUACUUAGCUUGUUACCUAGCUGUUGUCAAAGUUAGUGACUUCACCGGGUGUCUGGUUGCCUGAUCUCACAUUACGGACACGUCAAGGCCCCCAUCUGAAUCUUAAUUUUAGGGGCUGUAAUGUCAGAGCCCAAGACCCCCCCUCCAACCCCUGCUGGAGACACUUACAAAGGCUGGGUGUUCAAAUGGACAAAUUACAUUAAAGGAUACCAGCGACGGUGGUUUGUCCUGAGCAAUGGCUUGCUUUCCUACUACAGGACCCAGGCGGAGAUGGGGCACACUUGUCGAGGCACUAUCAACCUGGCCACGGCAACCAUCACUGUGGACGACGCUUGCAACUUUGUCAUCUCCAAUGGCGGGGCGCAGACGUACCAUCUGAAGGCCAGCUGUGAGGUGGAGAGGCAGCGUUGGAUCACUGCCUUGGAGCUGGCCAAAGCCAAGGCCGCACGAAUGCAGGCUGAGUCUGAUGACUCUGGGGAUGACUUUCCUCCAAACUCGCCGCGGGGACAAGUCGGUGGUGCCCAGAGCUUGGAGGUCCAGUCCACUCUCAGGACACUGGGCAGCAAGGUGGACGAUCUGAGCACAUGCAAUGACCUCAUCUCUAAACAUGGCUCCGCCCUGCAGAGGUCCUUGUCUGAGUUGGAUAGCUUGCGCCUCACCGGAGAGGCCGGAGAUAAGAUCCGGCAGGUGAUGGAGAGAGCCACGCUUUUCCGCAUCACCUCCAACGCCAUGAUCAACGCGUGCAGAGACUUUUUGGCUCUGGCCCAAGCCCACAGUAAGCGCUGGCAGAAGGCCCUGCAGGCAGAGCGGGACCAGAGGGUGCGACUUGAGGAAACUCUGGAGCAGUUGGCCAAGCAGCACAACCACCUGGAGAGGGCCUUCAAGAGCAACAACACUGCAGACAGCAAGGGUUCUGACACAGCCAAAGGAGAAGGGAGCGAUGAGGACGAUGACAAUGAGUUCUUUGACGCCAUGGAAGAGGCCCCUGAGUUCAUCACUGUGCCUGCAGACCCCCAGUUCCACAAAAGGUCAAGCAGUAAUGUCAGCGGCUUCAGCAGUGAAUUCUGUCCUGAUGAUCAGUCGCUUGACGAGCAGCAGCUAACAAUCAAUCCAGAGUCUCCUCAGUCCCAGGAGUUGGAGCCAGUGAGAAAGAGGCGCACCCAGAUCCCAGACAAGCCCAACUAUUCGCUCAACCUGUGGAGCAUUAUGAAGAACUGCAUUGGAAAGGAGCUGUCUAAGAUCCCCAUGCCUGUGAACUUCAAUGAGCCCAUCUCAAUGCUCCAGCGUCUCUCUGAGGACUUAGAAUACUAUGAGCUCCUGGACAAGGCAGCUAAAUGCCAGAGCUCUCUGGAGCAGCUGUGCUACGUGGCAGCAUUCUCUGUUUCCUCCUACUCUACUACAGUCCACCGCACCGGCAAACCCUUCAACCCCCUACUGGGGGAGACCUAUGAGCUGGACCGCCGGAGAGAGAGCGGCUACAGGUCACUGUGUGAACAGGUGAGUCACCAUCCCCCAGCAGCUGCGCAUCAUGUGUUCUCUGAUCGAGGCUGGAUCCUGAGGCAGGAAAUCGCUGUAUCCAGCAAGUUCAGGGGCAAAUACCUGUCAAUCAUGCCUUUAGGGACGAUCCAUGCCAUCUUUGAGAAGAGCAACAACCACUACACAUGGAAGAAGGUCACCACCACCGUGCACAACAUCAUAGUGGGAAAACUGUGGAUCGACCAGUCAGGAGAUAUUGAUGUGGUAAACCACGAGACGGGAGAUCGCUGCCAUUUGAAGUUUGCUCCUUACAGCUACUUCUCUAGAGAUGUGGCCAGGAAGGUGACGGGUGUGGUGAUGGAUAAGGAUGGGAAGGCCCAUUAUGUGCUGUCAGGGACCUGGGAUGAGAAGAUGGAGUUCUCCAGGGUCAUGCAGAGCAGCAAGGGAGAGAACGGCACCGAGGGCAAACAGAAGACUGUCUACCAGACGCUCAAGGCCAAGGAACUGUGGAGGAAAAACCCUCUGCCCGAGGGAGCAGAGACGAUGUACUUCUUCACCGACCUGGCACUGACGCUGAACGAGCCUGAGGAAGGCGUGGCGCCCACGGACAGCCGUCGACGACCCGACCAGAGGCUGAUGGAGGAGGGCCAGUGGGACGAGGCCAACGCCGAGAAACAGAAGCUGGAGGAGAAGCAGCGCAUUGUCCGCCGUGAGAGGGAACGGGAGGCCGCCAACCAGCGUACCGCCAGCGAGUCAGAGGAAGCUGUCAAUGAGGACUCUUUUACUGACCCUUCUCUGAAAAGCACUCACCAAGAUAACUACACGGCGCAGUGGUUUAAACGCUGCGAGGACCCCGCCACAGGUGAAUUCACUCACAUUUAUAAGGGAGGCUACUGGGAGGCCAAGGAGAAAGGCAGCUGGGAGUCCUGUCCCGAAAUAUACUGACCUCAUAAUGGCUGUCUUUAACUAGAAAGUUCCCCCGGAUGAAACCUACUUCAUUGGACCCUACCAAUGAACAGCUACCCUCCUCCCCUUGACUGGAUGUUUCACUCCACUGGCUCUCUGUUCUAAGAGAUCUAGAGGCUGCAGUCUGAUCCAAUAGGUGAACAGGGUAUUCCUAAGACUUGGUUCCAUUUUAGUCCCCAGCCCCUCUUUCCUCAGCCUCUACCCCCUCAGUGUUCACAGAUCUGAAGGGAAAUCCUAGGUGAAGGCAAUAUGGCGGAAACCUCACUCCUUCUAUAAGAGGGCUAGGUGGAGCCUUCAUCAUACUGUGUACUCCUAUCCAAUCCCUUCACAUUUGCAAAAAGUCGUAGGGUGUGAGGAAAAUAGACUAGAAACUGAAAUGGAACUGGGCAUAAGUUUUGAAUAAAAGUAAACUCUCUCCUCUCUGGCUUUGGCAUUAGUGGUGUGGGCCCAGAACAGAUGAGGUUAGAUUGACAGUGACACCUCUCCCUACCAUGUUGUGCCGAUAGCGCUUUCUGUGAAGCUAUACACUAAUGUUCCUCUGUUCAUCAAGAGCCUUGUGGUUGGGGGUAAACGUUUUUUUAUUAAAUGGAAUGAAACUCGGUUAAUAUAGUUAGUCAUUAAAACAGUGAUUGGUGGCCUUCAAGAAGUUGGAGAAGGUUUCUCCUUUUUCUUUUCUGUUGAUUAGGGUAUUUAACAAAUGCAUGUAUGAUUGCAUUUGUUCAUCCAUCGGAAGCUUUAUGAAACUCAUCGUUGUGCAUUACUGCCAUCAUGCAGUAUCAACACAAAUCAAGAAGUGGGUGCCCAGAAUACUGUAUGUCCCUUCUCUCAAAAAGUAGUUAAUGUACUGUAUCGGCUUUCUUACCAGGGCCUUGUUUUUCUCAUAGUCUAGUGUCAUGGAAAUUAUGAGAUGGUGAAAUUAACUUGUUUUUUUAUAGGGGUGCUCUUGGGUUGAAGUUGUUAGAAGUAGACCUCUUGUCUGGUUCUUGGCUGGCUCUCUUAGUGUCCUGUCAUCAAGAAAAGUUUCAAUUGAAGUUUCAUUUAACCUAGUAAAAAUGAGUAGCAUUACUUAAAAGCAUUUUCGCAGUUUAGGAACAGUGCUUUCUACCCACAGUGUGUAUUUGAUGGAAAAGAAUAGUAGCCAUGAGCUACACAUGGUAUUCGAAGUUGUUAAAAAUAGUUAUCAGGUAAAUGCUUUGUGUGUAUUUGUGUAGUUAAGAGAAUGCGGUGUAAGCAAGUCUGACAUCAGAGGUAAUCGAGGGGAAAUCAAUUCUGUGGUGAAGAACUGUCGCUCAACUGUAUACAUUUCUGUUCUGAAGAGUACAUAUGCAAGUGUUUUGACACCAAAAAAUAUGGGAUUUACUUUGUUUCAUAACAAUUUUGUUUAAGUGUACUUAAAAUGAAGAAUAAAUGAAGACUUUAAAACCAUUGCAAAUAACUGAUUUUAUAUAUGUAUAGAAAAUGGAUUACUAUAUAGUAAUUAUGAUAAUGUUAUGGUUGUUUUAUUUGGGUUUGGUGUUAUUUUUUUCCUUCUGUAUUAACUGAAGUGGAAUGUCUUCAUUUUCAUAAAAGGGAGAUCCCUUUCAAAACAGUAAUCAUCAUGUGUGUGAAAGGACAUAUGACACGUUUUUAAGAUAAAAUACAGAACAAUCUGUCUAAAUCAAUUACUACCAGUAUGUCAAACAGGUUGCUGUAAUGUGUUUUUCAUACUUUUGUCCCUCAUUUAUUUUGUUCUAUUUGCAAUAUUCUUCACUGUUAUUAAUUGGAUAACAAAAAAUGAAAGUUGAUUGCCAAAUCAAUUCAAUAGAAAAUAGUAUAUCUGUCUUGUUUAGUACAAGCUGUGCGACAUUGAUUACUUAAGAUUUUGACAAUUAAAUAAAAAAAAGUUACAUGAA
Coregonus clupeaformis (lake whitefish) is the source of this 4506-nucleotide messenger RNA. RefSeq names its product oxysterol-binding protein 1. The coding region runs from base 293 to 2593 and encodes 766 amino acids. Gene Ontology annotation, cellular component: membrane; intracellular membrane-bounded organelle; cytosol. NCBI's taxonomy places the organism in Eukaryota, Metazoa, Chordata, Actinopteri, Salmoniformes, Salmonidae. The record is from RefSeq and is a predicted model, not a curated record. The transcript has 17 exons. Gene Ontology annotation, molecular function: sterol binding.